Molecule: messenger RNA, 7099 nt
Organism: Castor canadensis (American beaver)
Lineage: Eukaryota; Metazoa; Chordata; Mammalia; Rodentia; Castoridae
Source: RefSeq, a predicted model, not a curated record
CAGUCCCCAGCUUCAUACUCUGCUUUCCCCUUGGCUAGGUGACUCCUGCUCAGGUCAUGCUGUUAUCUCCUGAUCCAGCUGGCCCUGCCAGGUGACCAUGCCUGUUCUUGGCCCAGCUCUUCUCCAGGUGCUCUGGGCUGGGUGGGUCUUCACCCUCCAACUCCCUCCACCAGCUGCUUUUAUUCCUAAUGGAACAUAUCUGCAACACCUGGCAAGGGACCCCACCUCAGGUACCCUCUAUGUAGGGGCCACCAACUUCCUGUUCCAGCUGAGCCCUGGGCUGCAGCUGGAGGCCACGGUGUCCACGGGCCCUGUGAAUGACAGCAGGGAUUGCCUGCCACCCGUGAUGCCUGAUGAGUGUCCUCAGGCCCGGCCUACCAGCAACCCCAACCAGCUGCUCCUGGUGAGCCCAGGGGCCCUGGUGGUAUGCGGGAGUGUAUACCAGGGGGUCUGUGAGCUGCGGAGCCUAGAGCAACUUGAGCAGCUGCUGCUGCGGCCAGAGAGGCCUGGGGACACCCAGUAUGUGGCUGCCAAUGACCCUGCAGUCAGCACAGUGGGGCUGGUGGCCCAGGACUCAACAGGGGAUCCCCUCCUAUUUGUGGGGCGGGGAUAUACCAGUAGGGGUGUGGGUGGUGGCAUUCCCCCCAUCACAACCCGGGCCCUGAGGCCACUGGACCCCCAAGCUGCUUUCUCCUAUGAGGAGACAGCCAAACUGGCAGUGGGCCGCCUCUCUGAGUACAGCCACCACUUCGUGAGUGCCUUUACACGUGGGGCCAAUGUCUACUUCCUGUUCCUGCGGCGAGACUUGGCUUCAUCUAGAGCCUUCCAUGCCUAUGUGUCUCGAGUGUGUCUCCGUGACCAGCACUACUACUCCUAUGUGGAGUUGCCUCUGGACUGCCAGGGUGGCCGCUAUGGUCUGAUCCAGGCCACAGCUGUGGCCAUGUCCAGGGAGGUGGCCCAGGGGGAGGUGCUCUUUGCAGCCUUCUCCACGGUGGCGCCCCCUACUGUAGACUGGCCCCUGUCAGUGGCUAGCAGGGCAUCUGGAACCUCUGUGCUCUGUGCCUUCCCCCUGGACGAGGUGGAUCGGCUUGCUAACUACACACGAGAUGCCUGUUACACCCGAGGAGGCUGCACUGAGAAUGGGACCAAGGUGGCCUACAUUGCGUAUGAUGUCCUUUCCGGCUGUGCACAGCUGCCAGUGGAUACUCCGGAUGCUUUUCCCUGUGGUUCAGACCACACACCAAGCCCCAUAGCCAGCCAUAUUCCUUUGGAAACCACACCAAUUCUGGAGUUGCCAGGGGUUCAGCUAACAGCUGUGGCGGUCACUGUGGAAGAUGGACACACCAUUGCUUUCCUGGGUGAUAGUCAAGGACAGCUGCAUAGGGUCUAUUUGGGCCCUGGAAGCGAUGUGGGCCCAUACUCUAAACAGAGCAUCCAGCCAGGUUCUGCAGUGAACAGAGACCUCACCUUUGAUGGGACCUUCGAAAACCUGUAUGUCAUGACCCAGACCACACUUGUGAAGGUUCCCGUGGCCCCCUGUGCUCAGCACCUGGACUGUGUGUCUUGCCUUGCCCACAGGGAUCCGUACUGUGGUUGGUGUGUGCUCCUUGGCAGGUGUGGUCGCCGCUCCGAGUGCUCAAGGGGCCAGGGCCCAGAGUUAUGGCUGUGGAGUUUCCAGCCUGAACUGGGCUGUCUGCAAGUGGUAGCUAUGAGCCCUGCCAACAUCAGCCGAGAGGAGAGGAGGGAGGUUUUCCUGUCUGUGCCAAACCUGCCAUCCCUUUGGCCAGGGGAGUCAUAUUCCUGCCACUUUGGGGAACACCAGAGUCCUGCCCUGCUGACUGGUUCUGGUGUGAUGUGCCCCUCCCCAGACCCUAGUGAGGCUCCAGUGCUGCAGACAGGAGCCGACCACAUAUCCGUGGAUGUGGAGCUAAGGUUUGGUAGUGUGGUGAUCACCAAAGCUUCCUUUUCCUUCUAUGACUGUGUGGUAGUCACUGAGCUCCACCCAUCAGCACCGUGCCAGGCCUGUGUGAGCAGCCGCUGGGGGUGUAAUUGGUGUGUCUGGCAGCACCUGUGCACACACAAGGCCUCAUGUGAUGCUGGGCCCAUGGUGGUGAGCCAACAGAGCCCAUUUCUCUCUUUACCCCCUCCUGAAAGAGAUGUACUCACCCCCUUCCCACCCACAGUCCCCAAAACCAUGGUCACCCCUAGUUCUGACACCAUUCCUGUGGAGACUGGGGCUCCCUCUACAACCACAGCCUUGGAUGGCCUACCUGGGGCCAGGCCUUCCCUGCUUAGCCUGUGGGGGCCAUGGGCAGGUCCUGGCCCCAUAUCUCCCCCCACCCCCUCAGAGUCACCCCUCCAUGAGAUGCCCCUCCCUCCUAGCCUCCCCACUAGACCUGGAACUGCUGUCACUGUCCCCACUGAUGGGGGGCCAGCAGCCCCCCGUGAGGACCUCUCAGUCUCCCACCUAUUGCCCUCAGAUGUAGCAGUAGAGCCCCCUGCAGAGCCUGGCCCUGAGGCCCUGCCCCCUGGCACUGCUGCUGCCACCACUUUCCCAGGGGCCGCUGGCUCCACGAAGCCCAUUCUGGACUGGCACAUGAGAGAAGGCGGCGAGCUGCCCGAGGCGGACGAGUGGACAGGGGGUGACAUGCCCGCCUUCUCCACUUCCACCCUCCUCUCAGGUGAUGGAGACACAGCAGAGCACGAGGGCCCUCCUGCCCCCCUCAUCCUACUGUCCAGUCUCGACUACCAGUACGACACCCCCGGGCUCUGGGAGCUGGGAGAGGUGAAUCAGAGGGUAAGCUCCUGCCCCUGUGUGGAAAGUGUUCAGGGCUCUAUGCUCAUGCCGGUCCAUGUGGAGCGAGAAGUCCGGCUUCGAGGCAGGAAUCUGCACCUCUUCCAGGAUGGCCCAGGAGGCAGUGAGUGUGUGAUGGAGCUGGAGGGCCUGGAGGUGGCAGUUGAGGCCCAGGUCAAGUGUGAGCUGCUUCCGGAUACCUCAUGCCACAUCACGUGCCGGCAGCACCAGCUCAGUUAUUCAGCUAUGCAGCCGGAACUCCAAGUAGGACUGUUUCUGCGCUGGGCCGGCCGCCUGCGUGUAGACAGUGCUGAUGGGCUGCAUGUGGUACUGUAUGACUGUUCUGUGGGACAUGGGGACUGCAGUCGCUGCCAAACUGCCAUGCCCCAGUAUGGCUGUGUGUGGUGCGAGGGGACGCACCCACGUUGUGUGACCCGGGAGACCUGUGACAAGGCUGAGGCUGUGGCCACCCAGUGCCCUGCGCCCCUCAUUCGCUCGGUAGAGCCACUGUCUGGGCCUAUAGACGGAGGCACCCGUGUCACCAUCAGAGGCUCCAAUCUAGGCCAACAUGUGCAGGACGUGCUGGGCAUGGUCAGGGUGGCUGGAGUGCCCUGUUCUGUCGACACCAAGGUAUAUGAGGUCUCCAGCAGUCUCGUGUGCAUCACUGGGGCCAGUGGGGAAGAGGUGGCUGGUACUGCAGCGGUGGAGGUACCAGGAAGAGGACGUGGCAUUUCAGAGUUCAGCUUUGCCUACCAGGACCCAAAGGUGCAUUUCAUCUUCCCGGCACGAGGCCCCAGAGCCGGGGGCACCCGCCUCACCCUGCAUGGUUCUAAACUCCUGACUGGGCGGCUGGAAGACAUCCGAGUGGUAGUUGGAGACCGGCCUUGUCACUUGCUGAUGGAGCAGCAGUCAGAGCAGCUGCGAUGUGAGACCAGCCCACACCCUGUACCCGCCAUGCUCCCUGUGGCUGUGUGGUUUGGGGCCACUGAGCGGAGGCUUCAGCAUGGCCAGUUUAAAUAUACGUCAGACCCUAAUGUCACCUCUGCUAGCCCCACCAAGAGCUUCCUCAGUGGAGGACGUGAGAUAUGGGUUCGUGGCCAGAAUCUGGAUGUGGUACAGACGCCAAGAAUCCGAGUUACUGUGGUCCCAAGAGUGCUGCAGCUUGGCCAGGGGCUUGGACGGAAGCGCCGUGUGGUCCCAGAUACAGUGUGUUCCCCUGGAACUUCCUGUGGCGGUCAUCACUUUGAGGAGCCAUGCCUCGUGAACUCCUCCCAGCUCAUCGUGUGCCGUACACCUGCCCUCCCGGGCCUGCCUGAGGACUCCUGGGUCCAGGUGGAGUUUAUCCUUGACAACCUGGUCUUUAACUUUGCGACACUGAGUCCCACACCCUUCUCCUAUGAGGCUGACCCCACCCUGCAGCCCCUCAACCCUGAAGACCCCAUGACACCAUUCCGGCACAAGCCUGGGAGUGUGUUCUCUGUGGAGGGGGAGAAUCUGGACCUUGCAAUGUCCAAAGAGGAGGUGGUGGCCAUGAUAGGAGAUGGCCCCUGUGUGGUGAAGACACUGACCCGGCACCACCUGUACUGCGAGCCUCCUGCAGAGCAGCCCCUGCCACGGCACCAUGCCCUCAGGGAGGCAUCUGAUGAUUUGCCGGAGUUCACGGUGCAGAUGGGGAACCUGCGCUUUUCUCUGGGUCAUGUACAGUAUGAUGGCGAGAGCGCUGUGGCUUUUCCCGUGGCGGCCCAGGUGGGCCUGGGGGUGGGCACCUCUCUUCUGGCUCUUGGUGUCAUCAUCAUUGUCCUCAUGUACAGGAGGAAGAGCAAACAGGCCUUGAGGGACUAUAAGAAGGUUCAGAUCCAGCUGGAGAAUCUGGAGAGCAGCGUGCGGGACCGCUGCAAGAAGGAAUUCACAGACCUCAUGACCGAGAUGACUGAUCUCACCAGUGACCUUCUGGGCAGUGGUAUCCCCUUCCUUGACUACACGGUGUAUGCAGAGCGGGUCUUUUUCCCUGGGCACCAGGAGUCGCCCUUGCACCGGGACCUUGGUGUGCCUGAGAGCAGGCGACCCACUGUGGAACAGGGCCUAGGACAGCUCUCUAACCUGCUCAACAGCAAGCUCUUCCUCACCAAGUUCAUCCACACCCUGGAGAGUCAGCGCACCUUCUCAGCUCGGGACCGUGCCUAUGUGGCAUCUCUUCUCACUGUCGCGCUUCAUGGGAAGCUUGAGUACUUCACUGACAUCCUCCGUACCCUGCUCAGUGACUUGGUGGCCCAGUAUGUGGCCAAGAAUCCCAAGCUGAUGCUGCGCAGGACAGAGACUGUGGUAGAGAAGCUGCUCACCAACUGGAUGUCCAUCUGCUUGUAUACCUUUGUGAGGGACUCAGUGGGGGAGCCUCUGUACAUGCUCUUCCGAGGAAUUAAGCAUCAAGUGGACAAGGGGCCUGUGGACAGCGUUACUGGCAAAGCCAAAUACACCCUGAAUGACAACCGCCUGCUCAGAGAGGAUGUGGAGUACCGUCUGCUGACCUUGAAUGCACUUUUGGCUGUGGGGCCUGGGUCAGGAGAGGCCCAAAGUGUGCCAGUGAAGGUCCUAGACUGUGACACCAUCUCCCAGGCCAAGGAGAAGAUGCUGGACCAGCUUCAUAAAGGAGUGCCUCUUGCCCAGCGACCAGACCCUCGUACUCUAGAUGUUGAAUGGCGGUCUGGGGUGGCUGGUCACCUCAUCCUUUCUGAUGAGGAUGUCACUUCUGAGGUCCAGGGUCUAUGGAGACGCCUGAAUACUCUGCAACAUUACAAGGUCCCAGAUGGAGCAACUGUGGCCCUCGUCCCCUGCCUCACCAAGCAUGUUCUUAGGGAAAACCAGGAUUAUGUCCCUGGAGAACGGACCCCAAUGUUGGAAGAUGUAGAUGAGGGGGGCAUCAGGCCCUGGCACCUGGUGAAGCCGAGUGAGGAACCAGAGCCACCCAGGCCUCGGAGGGGCAGCCUUCGGGGUGGGGAGCGUGAGCGAGCCAAGGCCAUUCCCGAGAUCUACCUGACUCGCCUGCUGUCCAUGAAGGGCACCCUGCAGAAAUUCGUAGAUGACCUGUUCCAGGUGAUUCUCAGCACCAGCCGCCCUGUGCCUCUUGCUGUGAAGUACUUCUUUGACCUGCUAGACGAGCAGGCCCAGCAGCACGGCAUUGCUGACCAGGACACCAUCCACAUCUGGAAGACCAACAGCUUGCCACUGAGGUUCUGGAUCAAUAUCAUAAAAAACCCACAGUUCGUGUUUGACGUGCAGACAUCUGAUAACAUGGACGCAGUGCUUCUUGUCAUUGCACAGACCUUCAUGGAUGCCUGCACCCUGGCCGACCACAAGCUGGGCCGGGACUCCCCCAUCAACAAGCUCCUGUAUGCUCGGGAUAUUCCCCGUUACAAGCAGAUGGUGGAGAGGUACUAUGCAGACAUCAGACAGACCAUCCCCGCCAGUGACCAAGAGAUGAACUCUGUCCUGGCUGAGCUGUCCCGCAAUUACUCUGGUGACCUUGGGGCGCGAGUGGCCCUGCAUGAACUCUACAAGUAUAUCAACAAAUACUAUGACCAGAUCAUCACUGCCCUGGAGGAGGAUGGCACAGCUCAGAAGAUGCAACUGGGCUAUCGGCUCCAGCAGAUUGCAGCUGCUGUGGAAAACAAGGUCACAGAUCUAUAGGGACCCAGGAGCCCUAGCCUGUUGUUGCCUCAGCCUCUCCUGGGUGGCCCUGGAACCUCAAGGGAGAGACCACCUUCUUAGAUACCUGUAGUGACUGACAAGCAGUUAGUAGAAGGUGGCUCCAAGUCUCCUAGUGGCUCUGGCCUAUCUUGCAGGCCUGGUGCCUUGAGGCUUGUGGGGAGGUGCCCAGCCUGCUCUGAGCCCAGUGACCAUGUGAGCUACUUCCUGUGUAACACCAGCCUGCAGAAAAUUGGGGACUAAUAACUUCCAGAGAGUGGCUGAAGGGCCUCCAGGCCCCUGGGGAUGCUGUACUGUUCCCGAGCACUGGCCUUGGUCCCAUCAGGAAUCACAGAGGAAGGAGGAGGGCCCUCCCACUUCCUGUCCUUCAUCUUCUUUGACCUCGGUUUAGCUUCCUUUGUUGCUGCUGCCACAUCCAAGAUCCAAGAGAUAAAUGCCUUUCCUAGGCCUCUGCAAACUGACGCUCAGCAGGGCUGGUGCCUCAGAGCCACCCUGCGUCCUCCUAGGCUGCUGCCACUUACUGAGGGGCAUCUGCUGCAGGGGGUGCCUUGGGGAGAGGGGUUGCCCACUGACCCAGCUCUUCAUUAAAGGAUAACACACUGC